This is a messenger RNA of Mauremys reevesii (Reeves's turtle), 1425 nucleotides long. Its product is annotated as zinc finger protein 883-like. The annotation marks the transcript as partial. The record is from RefSeq and is a predicted model, not a curated record. NCBI's taxonomy places the organism in Eukaryota, Metazoa, Chordata, Testudines, Geoemydidae. Gene Ontology annotation, cellular component: nucleus. Gene Ontology annotation, molecular function: DNA-binding transcription factor activity, RNA polymerase II-specific; RNA polymerase II transcription regulatory region sequence-specific DNA binding. Gene Ontology annotation, biological process: regulation of transcription by RNA polymerase II. The transcript has 4 exons.
GAGCGGCCCUAUAAAUGCCAUGAAUGUGGAAAAUGCUUCACUCUAAGAUCAGCCCUUUCUGAUCAUCAGAGAAUCCACACAGGAGAGAGGCCCUAUGAAUGCAGUGAGUGUGGGAAAAACUUCACUCGCAGCUCAAACCUUAUUGCCCAUCAAAGAAUCCACACUGGGGAGCGGCCCUAUAAAUGCCGUGAGUGUGGGAAAACCUUCUAUUGCCACUCAAACCUUAUUGCCCAUCAGAGAAUCCACACUGGGGAGCAGCCCUGUAAAUGCAGUGAGUGUGGGAAAUACUUCACUGAGAGCUCAGCCCUUUCUGCACAUCACAGAAUCCACAUGGGGAAGACGCCCUUCGAAUGCCAUGAGUGUGGGAAAACCUUCAGUCACAGCUGGCACCUUAUUAGGCAUCAGACAGUCCACACAGGGGAGAGGCCGUAUGAAUGCAGUGAGUGUGGGAAAACCUUCAGUCGCAGCUCAAGCCUUAUCAGACAUCAGACUGUCCACACAGGGGAGAGCCCCUUUGAAUGCAGUGAUGGAUGUGGAAAAACCUUCUGUCACAGCUCAGCCCUUUCGGUUCAUCGGAGAAUCCACACAGGGGAGAGGCCCUAUGAAUGCCCUGCGUGUGGGAAAUGCUUCAUUAGCAGCUCCUACCUUUCUAAACAUCGGAGAAUCCACACAGGGGAGAGGCCCUACGAAUGCAGUGAGUGUGGGAAAACCUUCUCUCGUAGCUCAGCCAUUUCUGUACAUCAGAGAAUCCACACAGGGGAGAGGCCCUACAAAUGCAGUGAGUGUGGGAAAACCUUCAGUCGCAGUUGGCACCUUAUUAGGCAUCAAACAAUUCACAGAAGAGAGAGUCCCUAUGAAUGCAGUGAGUGUGGGAAAACCUUCAAUCGCAGCUCCCACCUUAUUAGUCAUCAAACAAUCCACAGAGGAGAGAGGCCAUAUGAAUGCAGUGAGUGUGGGAAAAACUUCACUCACAGAUCAGCUCUUUCUGUUCAUCAGAGAAUCCACACAGGUGUGUACCGCCCCAGUCAAACUCCCCACCUGACGCUGUCCCCGGAGCGGGUCGCGCCCGGCACGCGCCGGGCGCUUGGCGCCAGAAGCGAGAGCCCCUCGGGGCUCGCCCCCCCGCCUCACCGGAGGCUGUUCACCUUGGAGACCUGCUGCGGAUAUGGGUACGGCCCGGCGCGAGAUUUACACCAUCUCCCCCGGAUUUUCAAGGGCCAGCGAGAGCUCACCGGACGCCGCCGGAACCGCGACGCUUUCAAGGCUCGGGCCCUCUCUCGGGCGAACCCAUUCCAGGGCGCCCUGCCCUUCACAAAGAAAAGAGAACUCUCCCGGGGCUCCCGCCGGCUUCUCCGGGAUCGGUUGCGUUACCGCACUGGACGCCUCGCGGCGCCCGUCUCCGCCACUCCGGAUUCGGGGAUCUGA